Molecule: messenger RNA, 1449 nt
Organism: Mycena indigotica
Lineage: Eukaryota; Fungi; Basidiomycota; Agaricomycetes; Agaricales; Mycenaceae
Product: F-box domain-containing protein
Exons: 2
Coding region: 13-1449 (478 amino acids)
Molecular function (GO): protein binding
Source: RefSeq, a predicted model, not a curated record
CCAACAACCGCCAUGUCGUCUCUUUUCGAGAUGACCGUUCUAUGUUCCGGCAAAUCCUUCAUUGCGGCUGUUUUCCGCCCCGUCCAUGAUCUCCAUGCCGGCCUAUCUCUCCCCAAACUCAAAGUUCCACACAUCCUGGGACUGCCCGACGAGCUCCUCAGCGAGAUAUUCUCCCAUCUCGUUGACCCGUGGUUCUCCACAUUCAACCGCAGAAAUCCGGUGUGGGCGUUGACGAAAGUGUGUGUUCGGUGGAGGGAAAUAGCUGUCCAUGACCCGCGUUUCUGGCGCGACAUUAACUGCCGAGAUUGGAUAGCGGACGACAUCGAAAAGACUUCGACGCAUUCCAACUACUCGCGGGCAGUCAAUCGCACAGAAUUGCAGGUGUCGCGGUCUGCUCAAGCCCCGUUGACGCUGGAGCUCAUACCCGGUCCGGCACCCACAUUAACCUACGACAUCUUUGCUCGCCUCCUGGCCUCCUCCGAUCGGCUCGAAUCUGCCAUUCUCAUACUCGACAACAACCUCAUGCAGCGCUUCUUGGAGCACAAGGCUGGUUUUCCGGCGCUGAAACGACUACGGAUCGCGUCGACAGAUGAGCAAGAUGAAGCUAUACCCAAGUUACUUCAAGGACUUACCGCCUUGGAGGAUUUGCGGUUCGUUGACCAACUUCGGCCACAGUGGCUGCCCUCUCUCGUUCCUGUUUGGAAUCGUCUCAACAACUGCGAGCUCAAGCAUUGCGUUGUAGAUGAUGUUCUACUCGUUAUGCCGCAUUUCCUUCCGGGCACCCGCCUUGCCAUCGUUUCCGGACUAUUUGCCCGUGAUCUGGAGUCGCUUAAGCCCGUCGAAGAAUGCCACAUCUUUUCGCUGUCGUUCGACCAAUGCAACGACAUGUAUAUCACCGAAGUCCUCAAUAACACAACCGCGCCAUCUCUGAAACGACUAGCCAUUUGGCAGUACCAGCGGGAGCCAUUUGACACUCUUUCGGCGAUGCUCACCCGCUCUUCUGCGGCACUGACCCACCUUGCGCUGGGUUUGCCCAGCAUCUCCAACGUUCCCGACUUUGAUGUCACCUCCACGAUCUCGCUGCUCGCAUUCCUCAACUCGUCACAUGGCGAAAGCCUCGUCGAUCUCGACCUCCAACUUUUUGACUCCUACCAUUCUGCCAACAACCAUCUCGUCAAGUCCCUCGCGCUCAUUCCGAGCACGUGGCAGCUUGCGCCGCAUCUCCCGCUCCCUUCGCUCCCCAACCUGCGGGCCCUUGCUUUAAGAGGUUACAUGGAUGACGGGUACGAUGGGGAGCGUCGCCUGCUCAUGUUUGCGGCCCACCAUUACCCUGUUCUGCAGUCGCUGUGGAUCGAGGGGGCGUUGCCUGUCUUCUCCAAGAAGUCUAUAGAGGCAUUGCACGACCAUGGCGUCGAGUUCGUAAGGUCAUACGACAUGGGCUGGUGGUAG